Charadrius vociferus (killdeer) is the source of this 873-nucleotide messenger RNA. Its product is annotated as oxidative stress-responsive serine-rich protein 1-like. Bases 1 to 873 code for a protein of 290 amino acids. The record is from RefSeq and is a predicted model, not a curated record. NCBI's taxonomy places the organism in Eukaryota, Metazoa, Chordata, Aves, Charadriiformes, Charadriidae. The transcript is spliced from 3 exons. Gene Ontology annotation, biological process: cellular response to hydrogen peroxide.
AUGGACUUGGAGGCUAAAGAUGAGGAGGAAGAGAGUCUGCAAACAGCUUUCAAAAAGCUGAGAGUGGAUGGAGCAGGAUGUAUUGCAGCUCUGUCUGUGGGUGACGGGACGAUUCUCAGAACACCGACAAGAGCAGCCAUGGAUGGAGCGAAGCAACAGCCCGUCUGCUCAAAGGAAGCGUGGCAUGGGUGUGUGAGAAAACCUUCCAGAGGAUCAGCAAGAGUCCCACGUCGCAGACGCUCCAAGUCUCCCGUCCUGCAUCCUCCCAAGUUUACAUAUUGCAAUAUGAAAGCCAACAACCAGCUGAAACACAAAACCCAGGCAGACACGUCAAAGGGUAAUAUCAGUUCAGACAUUUUUGUUACAGCAGAACACGGUACGAAGGACAGGCAUGAUUCUCACUUUGAAGCCAGUGAUGACAGAACUGAACCUUUGGAAACCUUCACCGCUGAAGAGCCUUUGGAGAAGUCAAGAGAGAAUUACCCUGCUCUCUCCUCAUCCUUUGAGAGUAGCUUGCAUUCUAGCCAAACCUCAGAUUUCCAGUCCUUAUCCAUGCUCAGCAACAGCAAGCAGUGCCCUUGUACGGACAAGAAAUGCCAGUGCAAAGAGUGGCGAACCAUGGAAGUGUACUCUUUCUCAGGCUUACGGAGCGUCCUGUCAGAAUGCGAAAAGGCAGUCCUAGGAGUCCAUGCCCAGUCUCUUCAGAAUAGAUCCCCUUGCGGGACAGCCUCAUCAGGUUCUCCCAGAUCUUGUUCUGAGCAAGCUCGAGCCUUUGUGGAUGACGUGACUAUUGAAGAUCUUUCGGGAUACAUGGAAUACUACUUAUAUAUUCCCAAGAAAAUGUCUCACAUGGCAGAAAUGAUGUAUACUUGA